Hymenoscyphus albidus is the source of this 319-nucleotide messenger RNA. The record is from the annotation of a GenBank genome assembly. Lineage: Eukaryota; Fungi; Ascomycota; Leotiomycetes; Helotiales; Helotiaceae.
AUGGAGUACGACGAAACAGAAUCAGACCUGCCACUCUCUACAGAAGACGAGCGAGAGGUCUUGGUCUCUGGUAAGUUUAUCCUUUCAUCAACUCAUUUUAUCCAAGCAUAAAUGAAAGGCAUUGCUAACAUAGAGACAAGCACCAGUCAGACCAAACGUAUCAGCUAGACUGGUUACACUUCCCACUGAGCUACUUUUCAUGAUCUUCGAAGAUCUCCAGCCUGUCAAUACGACCUGUGCUGGGCUCACAUGUAAGACGCUGUGGGCUAUCUGGAACAAGCCACGUCGUCUCAGCCAUCGAAAUUGCGACUUCAUCUAA